Molecule: messenger RNA, 666 nt
Organism: Sphenostylis stenocarpa
Lineage: Eukaryota; Viridiplantae; Streptophyta; Magnoliopsida; Fabales; Fabaceae
Source: the annotation of a GenBank genome assembly
AUGGCGAUUGCAAGAGAACAAGUAUAUUUCACGGCUUUCCUCCUCCUAUUGUCUCUCUCAGAAUUAGCAUCCUCAAAGUCUGCCACAGAGGACCCAAUUCCCGCAGAGUGGCCUCACCAGUUCCACGCGUUGAUGUUCAUGAACCGGACCGGAAAUCUCCAGAAACUGGACUUGUGGUACGACUGGUCCAACGGUCGCAACUUCAACAUCAUUCAGAAUCAGCUCGAUCACGUUGUAACCUAUGACCUCGAGUGGAACAACGGCACCUCCUUCAUCUACACGCUCGAUCCCUCCCACCCCACGUGCCAAGUCAUACACGUAGAAGUGGGUAUCCUCCGACCCAAUUGGCUCGACGGUGCAACCUAUUUGGGUCAGCAGCGAGUGGAUAAUUUCCUCUGCAAUGUGUGGGAGAAGGUCGAUUUCAUUUGGUACUACGAGGAUGUUCUCACUCGCAGGCCUGUCAAGUGGAUCUUCUACUCAGGAUACACUGCUCACGUAAUGACAUUUGAGGUUGGUGCAGUGCUUGAGGAUCCAAAUUGGCAGGCUCCUGUGUAUUGUUUUAGUGAGAAUGAAAAGGAAAAUAAUAGCCCCAUUUUAAGACCCGCUGUUCCUGGUGGUGUUCUUGGGAGUUUGAUGAGAGGAAUAUCCGCUCGUGAAACUAUGUAA